AUGGGUUUGGAUCCUCUCGAGCAUCGCAACACGGUCGACCCGCUCGCGGAGCCAAACAUGGAAAUCGUAAACAACAGCGUGAACGAAUCCUACCCCUCUUCGCCGAGGCAUUCCGGCAGCCGAGAGAAUUCCGCCGACCGCCCGAGAGGAGGGUCUCCAGAUUCUUCUGGGUCUUUCGAAUUCACCAACAAAGGCGGGGAUUCCGACCGCGAUUCUUCUCAAGGCGCGGAUUCCUCCCAAGGCCAAUCCAAUCCAGGGUCGAAAAACUACAAAGAAUACGUCGGGAGACAUUUGACUUCGGAACUUUUAUUCUCGGCGUCGAUUGGGAAUUUGAAAAGAAUUAAACGGUGCUUAGAAAAAGCGGGGAAAAGCAUCACGUCGGAACCGUACCAAGAUUAUGAUUUAAGAGCACCUUUACACAUCGCGUGCGCGGACGGAUCGUUCGCGAUCGUGGAUUAUUUAGUAAAGAAUGGGGUGGCGAUUAACGCCGUCGAUCGAUGGGGAGCGACGCCGUUGGAGUGCGCGGUGUUUGGGAACCACGGAGAAAUUGUAAAGUACAUAGAACAAAACGGGGGGAAGAUUAAAGAUAGAUUGACGGGUACUUUAGUGAAGCUAUCGGACAGUCACUUGUCUUCGGUCGCUGCGCCACAGUUGGCGAAUUCGUCGAACAUUUUCUUGCCGCAAGACGCCAUGGCGUGGGAGAUACCGGAGGAGGAAAUCGUGGAUAAGGAAAAUAUCGGGUCCGGGGCGUUUGGGAUCGUCAUGAAGUGUAAAUGGAGAGGAACGCCGGUUGCGAUUAAACAAAUUCACAAGCAUAUGGCAGAGGACGAGAUCGCGAGAGUUGAGUUCUCGUUGGAGUUGAAGGUCAUGCGUCAGUUGCACCAUCCAAACAUCGUCCAAUUUUUAGGCGUCAUGAUUUCGAGCGAAACGAGUCAAGUGUCCAUCGUUUCCGAGUUCAUGCAAGGAGGGAGUUUAGACCACUUAUUUCGUUCCGGGAAGUUACUUUCUUUGUGCGAAGCGGCAAACAUGGCGUUAGAUUGUGCGAGAGGGAUGGCGUACUUACACGGUCGCGUGCCGUUACCGGUGAUUCAUCGAGACUUGAAACCGGGAAAUUUGAUGUUGACGAGAACCGGACGUUUGAAAAUAGGCGAUUUCGGUUUGUCGAAAACUUUAUCCGUGCGAAACAAGAUUCCAAACUCGACGGUUUCUCAAGAACCGUUCGUUUUGACCGGCGAAACGGGCAGUUAUCGAUACAUGGCGCCGGAGGUUUUCCGACACGAAUUCUACGGCACCGCCGUGGAUGUCUACGCCGCCUCCAUGAUUUUCUACCAACUCUUCUCCGGUCAACAACCGUUCUCGAACGUCAAUCCCAUCCACGCGGCGCGAGCAGUCGCUACCCAAGACACUCGUCCACCGUUGCAUAACGGGUUAAUGCCAAAAGAAUUUAUGACGUUGGUGAGAAACAUGUGGAACCCGAUCGAUAAGAAAAGGCCGACGUUUUUCAACGUCAUCUCUUACCUCGACCCGAUCGUCGAGAAGUUGAGAGAGGAAGCCGAUAAUAAGAAGAAUAACGCAGGGUGCGGGUGUGUCAUAUCUUAA
This is a messenger RNA of Bathycoccus prasinos, 1599 nucleotides long. RefSeq lists its product with no specific name. The record is from RefSeq and is a predicted model, not a curated record. The coding region runs from base 1 to 1599 and encodes 532 amino acids. Gene Ontology annotation, biological process: protein phosphorylation. The transcript has a single exon. Gene Ontology annotation, molecular function: protein binding; protein kinase activity; ATP binding. Lineage: Eukaryota; Viridiplantae; Chlorophyta; Mamiellophyceae; Mamiellales; Bathycoccaceae.